This is a messenger RNA of Symbiodinium sp. CCMP2456, 2499 nucleotides long. The record is from the annotation of a GenBank genome assembly. NCBI's taxonomy places the organism in Eukaryota, Dinophyceae, Suessiales, Symbiodiniaceae.
AUGUCGGUGAAGCCCAUCCGAGAGCAUGCGGGGAAGAGCCUUCUGGAGAAGUACUUGCCAGAGGUCUCCGGCGGCAAGCACAAGAUGGGGUGUGCAGGUGUUCUGGUGACCCCCGGGGUGCUCGACACCACUGGGAGCCAGACCUGGGACAGCAUUCUGCAGGCGAACCCAUGGCUGAAGACGACUAACUUGGUGGCGAAGCCGGAUCAGCUCAUCAAGCGCCGUGGCAAGGCAGGCCUGAUCGCUGUGAACAAGACCUUCGACGAGGCAAAGCAGUGGGUGAUGGAUCGCAUUGCCAACUUCACGGACGUGGCUGCGACGUUCACUGGUCUUAUCAAGGCUCUCCAGGAGUAUGCCGAUGACAUCAAGGAGCACAAGAUCAAGAUCCUGAUUCGCCGAGCCGGUCCCAACUACCUUGAAGGCCUGCGCAAGGUGAAGGCUGCCAGCGACAAGCUUGGCCUCGGCAUCAAGGUGUACGGCCCGGAGACCCACAUCACGGCUGUGAUUCCCAUGGCCCUGGGAAAGAUCGAUCCUCUUCCAGAACCGGACCUGUCUGCUCCUUGCGGGCCUCCGGUUCGGAAGAUGAUUGACCUCAAGGGCAAGAAGCCCACGCCGAAGGGCCAUCCUCCUGCGCCUGCAGGCACCAAGCACACUCUCGUGACGGCCACGCCAGAGACCACAUCGAUUGUGUACGGCAUGCAAAACCGAGCGGUUCAAGGUAUGUUGGACUUUGACUUCAUGUGCAAGCGCAAGAAGCCGUCCGUGGAUGCCAUGGUCUUCCCCUUCUCCGGAAACCAUUAUGUCAAGUUCUACUGGGGCACAGAGGAGAUCCUGAUGCCUGUCUACACUACGACCAAGGAGGCGGUGCAGAAGCAUUCCAGCGCCUCUGUGUUCGUUAACUUUGCCUCCUUCCGCUCCGUGCACGAAACCUCUAUGGAGGCCAUGAAUUACAGCAGCUUGAAGACAAUCGCCAUCAUUGCCGAGGGUGUGCCUGAGCAGCAGACAAGGGACAUCAUCAAGGUCGCCGAGAAGAAGGGUGUAGGCAUCAUCGGCCCAGCAACUGUGGGUGGCAUCAAGCCUGGCUGUCUCCGCAUUGGGAACACUGGCGGCAUGUUGGACAACAUUGUGAUGUCCCGUCUCUACCGACCGGGUUCUGUUGCCUACGUUUCCAAGUCCGGAGGAAUGUCGAACGAGCUCAACAACAUUGUGUGCCGUAACUCGGACGGUGUCUAUGAGGGUGUUGCGAUCGGUGGCGACCGCUACCCUGGCAGCAGGUUCUUGGAUCAUUUCCUUCGCUACCAGGACGACCCCAACGCCAAGAUGCUGCUGUUGCUCGGAGAGGUUGGCGGAAUUGACGAGUACGACCUGAUCGACGCCGUGAAGAAGGGCCGGAUCACCAAGCCAGUCGUAGCCUGGUGCGUGGGCACUUGUGCCUCGUGCUUCACCACGGAGGUGCAGUUCGGACACGCUGGUGCGCAGGCCCGCGGCGACAUGGAGACCGCAGCAGCAAAAAACAAGGCAAUGAAGGAAGCUGGAUUCCACGUGCCAGACUCCUUCGAUCUACUUCCGGAGAUGAUCAACAAGGUCUACACCAGUUUGGUGGAGGCCGGUGAGAUUGUGGAGCAGCACGAGGGCGAGACCCCCCAGGUGCCCAUGGACUACACCUGGGCAAAGAAGCUUGGAAUGGUCAGGAAGCCUGCAAACUUUAUCUCAUCCAUCUCCGAUGAUCGCGGAGAGGAGCUGACCUACUGCGGCAUGAGCAUCUCAGACGUCUUCACCAAGGAGAUUGGCAUCGGCGGCGUUCUCUCCCUCUUGUGGUUCCGUCGCCAACUUCCUGCUUACGCAACGAAGUUCAUCGAGAUGAUUCUCAUGGUCACAGCCGACCAUGGUCCAGCGGUGAGUGGUGCACACAACACCAUCGUCACAGCCCGCGCAGGCAAGGAUCUCGUGUCCUCUCUUUGCAGCGGCCUGCUGACGAUUGGGCCUCGCUUCGGUGGUGCCCUGGAUGAUGCGGCAAGAAUGUUCGCAGAUGCACAGGGCAGCGGAGUGGCGCCCAAGGAUUGGAUCGAGAAGAUGAAGAAGAGCAACCAGCUCAUCAUGGGCAUCGGGCACAGGAUCAAGUCCCUGGCAAAUCCUGACCAGCGAGUGGAGAUCAUCAAGGGUUUCGCCAAGAAGAACUUCAACUCAACGCCCGUUCUUGACUAUGCCCUCGCAGUCGAGCAGAUCACUACCCGCAAGCGAGCAAACCUGAUCCUGAACGUCGACGGAUGCAUUGCCGUGUCGUUCGUGGACAUGAUCAGGUCUUGCGGGGCCUUCUCCAAGGAAGAGUGCGACGACCUCAUGGACUUCGGCUGUCUCAACGGACUGUUCGUUCUAGGCCGCUCCAUCGGAUUCAUCGGCCACUACCUGGACCAGCUUCGGCUGAAGCAGCCGCUGUACCGCCAUCCUUGGGACGACAUCACAUACAUCCAGGAGCUUGCUGGCCAGGGGCCGGAGUAA